CCCAAAGCGGAGAGAAGUGCGGGCAGAGUUCAAUCUCCAGAUUAUCAAAGCACGAUUUCAGCUGUUUUCGCAGGUUUUUGAUGCUCUCGCGUCAAUUGGGGAUCAUAUUGGAACAGUUUGAUAUCAGAAUGGCUAAAUGCCACUCACAAUACAUCUGACUGACAUCUAGAAGUUUCCCAGGAGCCUCUGAGAGAGACAUGGAUGCUUUGGAGGGAAUUCACAGCGUCCGGAUUUCUUCUUCUCCCCCGUCUUCUACGACAGCCGCUCCAGGAUAUGAAGUCCUCAGAGCAGGGAGAUCUGGAAUAGCGGUGUAUUCCUCUGCGGUGUUCUUCGGGACACCCGAUACCCUCGGAAAGCCAGCCGACACAAACCAGUCCAGCAGGCAAACUGAGGAGGAAGGCUGCAUUGUUGGACGGUUGGUAGAUCUGGAUCCAGAGCCCAAGUCCAGACUGGAGGGAGGAGGCAAGGCUGGGCCCCCCUCCGGCAGGGACCAUGGCGACCUCUCCCGGCUUCGCAGCCUCUCGCUGGAGAUCAAAGAAAAAGAAAUUAGAGAAAAGGGCUCGGAGAUCCUCAAGGAACAGCUGGAUGCUGCGAAGAAGGAACUGAAAUUGAAGGACAGGGAGUGUGAGCGUCUGUCGCAGGUCAGGACUCAGCUGGAGCAGGAGCUGGAGGAGCUGACUGCCAGCCUGUUUGAAGAAGCUCACAAGAUGGUGCACGACGCAAACGUCAAACAAGCCGCAGCGGAGAAGCAGCUGAAGGAGGCUCGGGGAAAGAUUGACGUUCUGCAAGCCGAAGUGACAGCGCUCAAGACUCUGGUGCUGACUUCGACGCCUUCUUCGCCAAACCGCCAGCUGCAUCCACAGCUGCAGCCGUCGGGCACCAGGGGGGCGUACAAACACGUCGGAGGACACGUCCGCAACAAGAGUGCAAGCGGUGCCUUUCCAGCUUUACCUGGACAACCAGAAGCUUCUUCGGUUUGCAUUCCGCCUGCGGCCAAAGAGGACAGAGAGCCUGCUGUUCCUGCUCUCCUCUCUCUGAUACUCUGCCUUGUUCCUGGACGAUCUGUCACUGUGACCUUUGACCCUUACUGGCAGGGGCAGUGUAAUGACAGCAGACAGCUGGACUCUGUUCUGUAUGCAGAGUUUUUGCUGUGGAAGGAGAAUCCAAGUGUAGAGCGCUCCUCCGCCUUCUUGAGUCGCAUCCACAGAGAAGACAUUGGGCCCUGCCUCUCCUUCACCAGAUCUGAGCUUUCGCAGCUGGUGCAGAGUGCGGUGGAAAACAACUCUUUGACCAUCGAGCCUGUGGCCAUGUCGGCGGUACCGAUGGUCAAAGCCUCCGCUAUAGAGUGCGGGGGCCCGAAUGGCUUUAGGGCAGCAAUAGAGACAAAAUGUGCAUUAAGCGGCAUGUCGCGCCUCUGCAGACAUCGCAUUAAACUUGGCGACAAGGGGAGCUACUAUUACAUCUCUCCUUCCAGCCGAGCACGGAUCACCGCUGUUUGCAAUUUUUUUACUUAUAUCCGCUACAUCCAGCAGGGCCUGGUGAGACACGAUGCGGAGCAGAUGUUCUGGGAGGUGACGCGUCUCCGCAGGGAGAUGACUGUGGCCAAGCUAGGUUUCUACCUCACGGACCUGGGCUAGACGGCCCAAAGGACCGCACAAUCCCAGGACCUUGAUUAUUCAAGGUCAGGGCUCAACUGUGGUGACCAACUGUUGUUUGAUCAGUUCUUGUAGCUGGAGUUGUACAGAAUUAGUGUUGCAGCAGAAGUUGAUCAACAAGGGAAGUAGAAAACGUUCAUGUGCCACUUGACGAGUUAAACCAGCACCGCUAGAAAGAAGUAAAACAUAACAUGACUUUAAUCACUCUGGUAUUCCCGGUAAUGUCAAAUACAUUUUCUGUUACACUGCAGGCAUCCAGAAACUGAGAAUUGUUACUUUCUCUGAACGUCCCCAGCGGAGUGCAAAUAGACAAUGUUUCAAGCUCAAGCCGUUACUCUGUUGAAAAGAUGAGCACAAACAAGGAGAGCCGUGCAGAGGGUUAGUUGGUCUCUUACCUCAAGUAUCACAUACUUGUAUAACCAUGUAAUAUAAUCAUUUUCCGGGGAGAUUGACAAUAUUUAUGGUCUUUCCGCAGAACAAUUUGGGUUGUUUUCUUUAUUUUGACAUAAAUAGAAUGCUCACUGGCAUCUCCUGAUGACGGUCAAACACCACAGGCUUUUGGUCCGAAUGCUGUUGCUGCACUACUUGUUCUAGAUGCCUUGUAAUAACACGCGUGUGACCUAAACUUCUUAAUCAAAAAUAGUGUAAAUGACUUGAAUGACAUCUGCACGCUCAAAAGAGUUUUACAAUAUAUUCAGAAAAUAAAUGUGCUUCAAUAGGUCAUUACAAUAUGCACAACCUUUGCAAUGAGGAGUAUGUACAUAUAAAAGCCAUGUGACUUUGCAUGGAUGAAUUACAUAUUACACGGUGUAUAUUGUUUACACGUCGUAGUAUAGAUUUGUUAAUGUCCAAUGCAGAAAACGAGCCAAUAAUGUUCAAAAUGAUAUGUUGUCAAAAUGCAAUAACUGCUUCUUCGCCUUCUGUAGGGCUUUAAUGGUCCCAAACCUCAGUGUACUGAUGAUUACAACACUCCAUUAAAGACAACGCAUCGCAGCCUCACAACA
Gasterosteus aculeatus aculeatus (three-spined stickleback) is the source of this 2659-nucleotide messenger RNA. It is a transcript of the gene rab3il1, whose product is annotated as RAB3A interacting protein (rabin3)-like 1. Lineage: Eukaryota; Metazoa; Chordata; Actinopteri; Perciformes; Gasterosteidae. Gene Ontology annotation, biological process: exocytosis. Gene Ontology annotation, molecular function: guanyl-nucleotide exchange factor activity. The record is from RefSeq and is a predicted model, not a curated record. Gene Ontology annotation, cellular component: Golgi to plasma membrane transport vesicle.